AAAACGAGAGACAACAUAGUUGCAUCGAGAUACAUCCUUAAGACUGAUAGUACAGAUAUCCAUGGAAAAAAGAUGCCUAAAGAAGUUGCUCGUGUAGUCGUUGAGGUAGCCCACGAUGAGAUGGCUAGGCUACAAUUUCCUAAUUUGAAUGUAGGGAUCACUUUGGUAGGUCAAGCAGUUGGGGUACCAGUAGCAUGGCAUAAACAUCUUAUUAUCGACGAAAGUGAGCAGGGACAGGUAAUGUCUAUAAGUUUUUAUCGCCUAACUUCUUUUAUUUUGAAAUUUAUUUUAUUUUAACUUUUCCUUGGGUCAUAAGCAGAAGAGAAAGCAAGAAGAUAUUGAGGCAAUGAUACCUUCCACUCAACAUCCACAGCCCCCAAAGCCUCCGCGUGUAGAGCCAUUGACACAGGAGGUAGUGUCAAUCUCUCACAAUGAUUCGGCAUCUAUGUCAAGUAAUUUGACCUCUUUAUUGAAGUUUGUAUCACCAUGGGAUAAUGACUACCACAAGAAGAUUAAUAUCCCAUCGCAUGUUUUUGGAUACAACACGAUUGCUACGCUUUUCAAGGAUGAUGUGACGCAAUUUUGCAAUAUGGACAAGAUUGGGCAAACUCCAAUGAUAUUGUAUUUGAGGUUGUUGGAUGAUAUACUACAUACCAAUGGGUUGGAUCAUUUGUACGCAUUUCAGCAUCCAGGUGAAGUUAGUGUAGGUCAUGAGAAUAAGCGUGCCCAAGAACUUAAAGACCGAUUCAUUCAAAUGGGCGAGAAGCAGUUCCUUAUUUGUCCCUGGAAUAACAAUGAACAUUGGAUGUUAUUGCUAUUUCAACCUCACUCACAUUCAGUGGCGUUCUUGGAUCCCAUUAACCUUCAAUUACGCAUUGAGAUUAAAAAUAUAGUUAGGCUGUAAGUUUAUAUAAGUUUCAUUCCUUAAAGUAUAUUAUCUUUUUAAUAGUACUUGUUUGCUAAUUAAAAAACUUUUAUUAU
Molecule: messenger RNA, 981 nt
Organism: Humulus lupulus (European hop)
Lineage: Eukaryota; Viridiplantae; Streptophyta; Magnoliopsida; Rosales; Cannabaceae
Exons: 3
Coding region: 347-904 (185 amino acids)
Source: RefSeq, a predicted model, not a curated record